Messenger RNA from Vicia villosa (hairy vetch), 5207 nucleotides. RefSeq lists its product as uncharacterized. The transcript has 8 exons. The record is from RefSeq and is a predicted model, not a curated record. Gene Ontology annotation, biological process: telomere maintenance; DNA repair. Gene Ontology annotation, molecular function: DNA helicase activity. Bases 180 to 5207 code for a protein of 1675 amino acids. NCBI's taxonomy places the organism in Eukaryota, Viridiplantae, Streptophyta, Magnoliopsida, Fabales, Fabaceae.
UCCAACAUGAACAUCUAACAAUACCUUUCCACCUUCUGUACAAUGGUUCCAUUAUUCAUGCCACAGAGUUACUGAUAUCAAGAUUAAUACACCAUCUAAACAUCCUUCUACAAUGGUUCCAUUAUUCAUACCACAGAGUUACUGAUAUCAAGAUUAAUACACCAUCUAAACAUCAGAGUAUGCACCCUUCAAAUGAGAUGCGCAACGAAACACCGACAUCCAGAGCGAGAAAGCGAAGGAGACUAACUGCAGGUAACAGAACUUUACCCACAGAUGAUGAAGACAAAGAAAAUUUCAACCCAUCACACAUAAAUCCUCAAUCAAUAACGCCUGUUUCAUUCAACUUUGCACCCCUUCAGUGUCCUCCGGCAACGAGUUCAACAAAUCCCCUCCAUAGUACAUCAUUUGAACGACGCGACAACCUAAGAAGAACUUUGAAGAGAGCAAGAACUACUUAUCAACAUGGAUUUAAUCUUAAUGACAUGUUCCUUCCCACGCAACCUUCUUCAAAUCAAUGUCCUAAUGUCGUCGACAAAGGAAAUGAAGCGUUAUCACACACAAUGGUCGAUCCAAAUACUCCUGUUUUAGACAAUAUUCCAUCCAUUCCAUGUGCUCUGGGAAGUUCAUCAACUUUACCACUUCAUACUCGCUCCUCUGAACGUCAUCACAACCUAAGAAAUACUUUAAAAAGAGCACGAUGUACUACUCAACGUGGAGUUAACCUUAUCAGCAAGUUUGACUCCGCACAACCUUCUCAAAACGAGAGUCCAAAUAUACUGCUGUUACAGAACCAUUAUUCACCACCUUCGUUAACUACAAACAUGACAACAACAUGUCCUCCCAGCUCAAUCCGGCCCGCUGAUUCAGCCGAUGACAAUUCCAGCAAUUCAGAUUCCGACAACUCUGAUGAAAACGACUCUGACUUGGAGGAUUAUCAAAUACCUGUUGCUUUAGGAAAUCCAAAUGACCAGCAAUUUUUAGAUAUUGGUGACCCGGUUUGGGAAUGCCAACACUGUCAUGCGUUGAUGUGGUAUCAAGAACGUAAAGAUAAGUCGAGACAUACAACUCUCCCAAAGUUUCCAAUAUGUUGCAGGGGAGGGAAAAUUGUCCUUGAUUUGCUACAAACACCACCACCUAUAUUAAAUAGGCUUUUGUUUCAGCAUAGUCAUCCCGACGCCAAGAACUUUCAACAAAGCAUUCGAACAUACAACGCCAUGUUUUCAUUCACAUCACCUGGUAUGAAGUUUGACACUACACCUUCCAAUGGGGCAGGUCCUCCUACAUUACGAUUACAUGGUCAGACAUGCCACCGAAUCGGUAGUUUGUUACCGAAAGAAGGAAAUACGGCAAAGUAUGCUCAGUUAUAUAUCUUUGACACCGACAAUGAGGUCGAUAACAGAAUAAAGUGUUUCAAGGAGAAUACAAAAAUAGAUAGGAACAUAGUCACACAAAUAAAGUUGAUGUUGGAUGAGUACAACCCUCAUGCUAAAGCUUUCAGGAUGGCAAGGGACAUGAUGAAACAAACUGGUUUCCAAGAAUUGAAACUAAGGCUUAUUGCUGAUAGAUCCGAGGAUGGACGUGUUUAUAACCGCCCUACCGUGUCUGAGGUUGCUGCUCUAAUCGUUGGGGAUAUAGAUUCGGCAUCUAAGAGAGACAUCAUAGUUCAACAUCGUGAUGGGAAAUUACAGAGAAUUGAUGAGUUUCAUAAAAGUUACCUCGCGUACCAGUACCCUUUGAUAUUCCCUUAUGGUGAAGAUGGUUAUAGGCCAAACAUACUCCACAAGUAUAAACAUGAACAGGUUGUUACCAGGAAAAAUCGUCAAACAGUCAAACAAUGGUUGUGUUUUCGGUUACAAGAACGGACAGGCGAGGCUAAAACCUUGCUGCACUCAAGAAGACUCUUUCAGCAAUUUUUAGUGGACUGCUACACAAUGAUGGAGGCCGAACGUCUUACUUGGUUGAGGAAAAACCAAUCCAAACUACGAGUCGGUAAAUACCAGAAGCUGAAUGAUCAAUCACAGCAACAAAAUAGUAACCAAAGCCACAAACGUGGCAGACGUGUUGUCUUGCCUUCAUCAUUCGUUGGUUCUAAACGAUUCAUGGAUCAGCUCUAUUUUGAUGGAAUGGCUAUUUCAAGUGCACUUGGGUUUCCCGAUUUAUUCAUAACUUUUACGUGCAAUCCAAAUUGGCCGGAAAUUACACGAUUACUUAGCAAAAGUAAUCUGAAGCCACAUGAUCGACCCGAUAUUGUUUCUAAGGUGUUUAAGAUAAAGUUUGACGAACUUAUGGCUGAUUUGACAAAACGACAUGUUCUCGGCAAGGUGUUAGCAUUCAUCUACACAAUUGAAUUUCAAAAAAGAGGGCUUCCACAUGCUCACAUUCUUCUAUUCCUCCAUCCACAAAGUAAGUACCCGACACCGUCCGACAUAGACAACAUAAUUUCUGCAGAAAUUCCAGACCCUGAGCUUCAUCCAAGGUUGUAUAACAUGGUUAAAUCACACAUGAUGCACGGUCCUUGUGGUCUUGCACGCCUUGAUUCUACUUGCAUGAAAAAUAGAAAAUGCUCGAAGUUUUUCCCCAAGAAAUACAACGAAGAAACCAUUGUAGAUCACGAUGGUUAUCCACUGUACAAGAGGAGUUCAAAGUCCCACCACAUUGUUAAAAAUGGUAUUCAAUUGGACAAUAGAUUUGUGGUUCCAUAUAACACGCGCUUGCUUCUAAAAUAUCAAGCUCACAUCAAUAUGGAAUGGUGUAACCAAAGCACUUCUAUCAAAUACCUGUUCAAGUAUAUCAACAAAGGAUAUGAUCGAAUAACGGCAUCCGUCGUUCCCUCCAAACGCCCAUCUUCUAAUGACCCUGAUAUGGUUGACGAAAUCAAAGAGUACCUUGAUUGUAGGUAUGUCUCACCCAGCGAGGCAUGCUGGAGGAUCUUUUCCUACAAAAUACAUGGAAGAAAGCCAGCUGUCGAGCGCAUGUUUUACCAUCUCAUUGGUGAGAAGGCUGUUUACUAUACCGAUCAUGAAAGAAUGGAGAACGUACUAGAGAAAGCAAGUGUAACAGAAUCUAUGUUCAGUUCAUGGUUUAUUGCUAAUGGACAAUAUGAAGAAGCCGCUCAAUUAACAUAUGGACAGUUUGUUUCAAAAUUUGUCUACGAUAAGAAAAAGAGAGUAUGGAAACCCCGUAAAAAGGGAUUUACCAUUGGCCGCCUCAUUUGGGUUCCACCGACUACAGGAGAAUUAUAUUAUCUUAGGAUGAUGCUCACUAUUGUGAAAGGACCGAAAACUUAUGAAGAUAUCCGAAAGGUUGGUGAUACACAACAUCAUUCUUUUCGGGAAGCAUGCUUUGCAAUGGGUUUCCUUACUGAUGAUAGGGAAUAUAUCAGUGCAAUUAUAGAAGCAAGUGUAUGGGGUUCUGGAAAUUUUCUUCGGAAAUUAUUCGUCAUUAUGCUGUUGUCGGGUGCAGUAAGUAGACCUGCACAUGUAUGGAAUGAAACAUGGAGAUGCCUCUCAGACGGUGUUUUACACCAACAACGCAUUUUAUCAAAUAAUCCAGAUCUGGAACUGAGUGAAGAUGAUGUUAAAAAUCUAACUCUAACAGAAAUUGAAAUUUUACUCCAAGCUAAUAGGAGAACACUUCAUGACUACAAGCCAAUUCCAUAUCCGAACGGUUAUGUUCUCGAACAGCUAGGGAACAGGCUUAUCUAUGAAGAGAGGAUGUACAAUGUUGCCGUUAUGAAGUCCGAAUUCGAAGAACUUUAUAGAGCUCUAACAGAUGAACAACGUCAUAUCUAUGACGAAAUCACAACAGCGGUGGAGAAUCAAAGUGGAGGAGUCUUUUUCUUGCAUGGCUACGGGGGCACCGGAAAGACUUACAUGUGGAAAACGCUUGCAACGUCUUUGAGAUCAAAACAUGAAAUUGUAUUAACGGUUGCUUCGAGCGGAAUAGCGUCUUUAUUGUUACCUGGAGGUAGAACUGCACAUUCUAAGUUCAAACUUCCUGUACCAACUUUGGAAAAUUCUACUUGCGGGAUUGACUAUGAUGAUGAUUACGGCGAACUACUGCGGCAAAGUAAGUUGAUUAUUUGGGAUGAAGCCCCGAUGACAAGUAAAUUUUGUUUUGAAGCCUUGGAUAAGACUUUGAGGGAUGUAAUGAGUACAUAUGGUAAUUCUACAAAGGUAUUUGGUGGUAAGGUUGUCGUCUUUGGCGGAGAUUUCAGACAAAUCUUACCUGUUAUUCCUAGAGGGAGUCGAUCGGAUAUUGUUCACUCUGCGAUCAAUGCAUCUUACAUUUGGAAUUCAGUGAAGGUCUUGACUUUAACUAAAAAUAUGCGAUUGCAAGGAGGUCAAACUGAACAAGAGAAGCAAGAUAUUGCUGAUUUUUCCAAAUGGCUUCUAAAACUAGGUGAGGGAAGGAUCGCUGAGCCAAAUGAUGGAUAUGCUGACAUUGAAAUUCCAAGGGACAUUUUAAUUGAAGACUUCCAUGACCCUAUUGUUGCCAUUGUGAAUAGUACUUAUCCUUCUUUCUUGGAUAAUUACCAAUCAUACGACUACCUCAAAAGUCGAGCUAUUUUAGCAUCAACCAUUGAAGUUGUUGAUCAAAUAAAUACUCACAUCCUUAACUUGAUGCCAGGUGAAUCAAAGGAAUAUUAUAGUUCUAACUCAGUUGAUAGGUCAGAAAUUCAUGACAAUAGCAUCCUUGAGGUUCUAAGUCCCGAAUUUCUCAGCUCUUUGCGAACUUCUGGAUUGCCAAACCAUCACAUCACAUUAAAGGUUGGAUGCCCAAUUAUGCUUAUGCGGAACAUCGAUCAAUCCGAAGGUUUGUGCAAUGGUACUAGGUUAAUUGUAACUAAAAUGGCAAGUCACGUAUUGGAAGCUCAAAUAAUGGGGGGAAAAGGACAUGGAAAAGUUACCUACAUCCCAAGGAUGGAUAUGUCACCAUCACAAUCACCUUGGCCUUUCAAGUUGAGUAGGAGACAAUUCCCAAUCAUUGUGUCUUAUGCAAUGACCAUCAACAAAUCUCAAGGACAAUCGUUGGAUUGGGUUGGAUUAUAUAUUCCUAAAGAUGUAUUUAGUCAUGGGCAAUUAUAUGUGGCUUUAUCAAGGGUGACAAGUAAGAAAGGAAUAAAGAUUUUGAUUCACGACGACGACAACAAGCCAAAGUCUUCUACCGCCAACGUCGUAUACAAAGAGGUCUUUGCCAAUAUCUAA